GGUAUUCUCGCAGAAGUCAGUUCCAUACGGUAAUAGUGCAGCUACCUGCAGCUGAGUCUUAGCAGUGUAUGGUUGACAUAGACUGUGGGCAACGCAGUGAGACCAUGUCCAAACACCACAGGACACCAGCCAGAACUGUGGACAAUAUUAUCGAGGUGAAAAGCAAGUUCGACGCUGAAUUUAGAAGAUUUGCUCUAAAACGUUCAAAUGUUGGAGGUUUUCAGGAAUUUUACCAGCUGAUCCAAGCCGUCCAUCAGAUCCCGUACGUGGACGUAUUGUUGGGAUACACCGACAUCCACGGGGAUUUGUUGCCCAUCAACAACGAUGACAAUUAUCACAAAGCGCUAUCGUCUGCCAACCCUCUGCUGCGAGUCAUCAUUCAGAGACGGGCUGAAGGUGACUGUGGAGCAUUCGGAACCAAUUCCCUCCUGCGCAAGAAAAAAGGUCUUCAUGUCCUGCGCCCUGUCCAUCACAAGUCAAAGCCUCACAUCUUGAUUGGAAUGCCUCAGGAUUUCCGACAAAUCUCUUCUAUUAUUGAUGUAGACAUCCUUCCAGAAACUCAUCGUAGAGUUCGCCUUCACAAACAUGGCUCUGACAAACCACUUGGAUUCUAUAUUCGUGAUGGGGUGAGUGUACGGGUCACCCCUCAAGGAGUGGAGAAAGUUCCAGGAAUCUUCAUCUCACGGCUUGUCAGGGGUGGCUUGGCAGAGAGCACAGGCCUGCUCGCGGUGAAUGAUGAGAUACUAGAGGUAAAUGGAAUUGAUGUUGUUGGGAAGUCGCUGGAUCAGGUGACUGACAUGAUGGUGGCCAACAGUCACAAUUUGAUCAUCACUGUGAAGCCAGCAAAUCAACGAAAUAAUGUUAUUCGCAGCAGCAGAGCUUCUGGUAGCUCCGGUGUGUCAACAGACAGUACACCAAGCCAGCAUGCCAUAACAACUACUUCAAACUAUAACCACUACAGUACAGCAGAAGGAGAGAGUGAAGAUGAAGGUGAUAUAAUAAUCGAAAAUGACAUGCCGUCAUACAUUCCAAAAACAAUAUUCCCCAAUUAUGUGAAUGGAGACCUAACCAAAAAGCUGCAGCAUAACAUCUCUUUAAACAGCUCGCUGCUAGACAACAAAGAAAGUAAAUACAAAGGCUCAUUAAACUCUUUGAACACAAACAGUGACAGUCCCAGCAAAAUAAUUUCAAGUCAUGGAAACAUGCGAGAAGAUGGAACAAUGAUAACGCUAUAAACCUUCUCCCCUGUUCUGUCACUUUUUUUAGUAUAUAGAGCAUUCAGAAUAAAACUUUAUAUUUGUUGGUUAAUUCAUUGUUGAGCUUGACAGGAACCUUGUUAAGGAGGUUGGAAUCAAAUUUACUUUCACCCAGCAAUAUUUGACAGCGGUGAAUCAAAAGGGUAUUGGCAAAUAUGAAAGCAAGAGGAAAAAAUUGCAACCACUUUUUACAUUAAGGAUCUUUCAGAGAAUUAUGCUUCAUAUUAUUUUGGAAAUGAGACAUUUUAUAACUUUGGUCAUUACCAAAUACUUAGCUAAGACAUCACUUUAGGAGCCAACCUCCCAAACAAUUCCAAUUUUAUAAAACUGAAAUACACCACGUCACACAGUUGCAAUUGAACAAAUGUUACCUGUGACCUGAAGACACACACAUGCAUCUUGUGAAAUUGCAAAACUGUUUAAAAAUUUAAGUUCAGUAACCUCAUACCACAAUUCUUGCACAUCUUAUAGUGACCUCAUUACUACAAAUAUCAAUUUUUAAAAAACCUUACUUGGCAAUUUCCUAUUAUUUCCAUUUCCUAUUUGAUAACAGCCCCCUUUUUCCUAUGGAAAACAUAAUUACAAAACUGUGUACUGAAAUUUCUGUGGAACACUAGUGAAACCUUUCUCAAAAUUGCUGUUUUCCUCCCUGAGAGGAAAAUAUUUUUGAGUGCUUUGAAAAUUAAAUUUAUAGAUAUGCUGCUGUAAGUUUUUUCAUUUUUGAUGGUAUGAGGGUAAUCUAUCAAACAUCUACCUGUAUCUUAAGAGACCCUGCUGACUUCAGUGCUCUUUAUCAUGCUGCUUGAUGUGUUCUUUUAUGUUGUAAUUGUUUUACAGCCUAUUUUUUCAAAGCAAUAUUCAACAUGAGAUGUGUGAGACUGUAGAUUGAAAGCCCAAAUGUUUUCCUUGGUUAAUAUUUUAUAGUAGUUAAAGUCAAAAAUUGAUAAUUGAUCUAGAGUUUCUUUGACCUUAACCUCAAUAAACAAAAUCAGUAAAAUGGAAGCUCUAGAUGACUGGAAAACCUUGAUUCUAUCUUUAACUGAAGCAGCACUGUCAUCUGCAUUGGCUGUGUAAAUGGCUAUUACAUUUUUAAUUCUUUGCAGAACUAAGAUUGGAGUUAAUUCAGUGGAUGCCAUGAAGGUAUGAUUUUUUUCAUUUUGUUUUUAAAAAGUGUUCCCACCUUGAAAAUUGUGCACAGUCUAAAUUCCUAGAACAACUUUCUACUAGACCAACAUAUUGACUGACCGUUAAAGCUUUUGUAACAGAACAGACUCCAGUCUGUUUCAAUAUAAACUUUUACUUCAUUAAAAAUGAUAGAAAUACUGAGUGCUUUCCAUAUGCAAGCCAUGCAGACCCUUUACCUUGGUAGCAAGGGGCCUUUAACAAUAAAAAUGGGGUUUAUUUCUUCCCUAUAUGGAAAAGCACAUCAAGAAAUACCAACUAAAUUUUUCUUUUAGUUUCAGCUGGUUAGUUACAUAGCCAAAUAUGCUUAAAAUUUAAAUCCAGAGUUCACACAUUGACCCCUGGAUUAAAAGCAAUAAUCAAAGUAUUUGCAUCUCUGCGCACUUCAAAAGCAGUUCCACUAGUCUGAAGCACAAUGACUUGGCAGUUUUAAUAAGCUUCCUGUGGAAUAAGCAUAGUGUUUCUUGGCUCUGCUUUCUCCCAAAACACAACUGGGACUGCCAAAAACUCUUUAUUAAAGACAGUAUUUCCUUAAUACUGAAAAGGCUCAAGCUUUCAGGGAAAAAACACAAAUUGAAGUGAAAAUGCUUUCAGGAAUUCUCUCUCAAUUUUAAUUUCAAUAUAAAUGACUAAUCACUUUAGUACAUCGUACACAGAAUUUGUUUUCACCAUUACCUUAUUUUAAUUAUAUUUUAAUGGAGGUUCCCCCAAUCACAUUUUACUUAUGGUAGUUCUAAGUCAGCAGGGUUCAAUAAUGGGGUAUAACUUUCCUGAAGGUUUUGUUUUUAGACCAUCUAUGUAUUUUUGUCAAUUUGUUAUACAUCUAAUCUGUUUACUAAAGAGAUGGGGGCAAUUUUAUCUAACUGGGAAUAUUUUGUAUAAAUUUUUUAUGAAAUGAGGGCAAUAUUUUUCUUACUUUUUUGUAUUUGACCCCACUCAUCCUUCGCCUCUACCUGAUUUCCCUUAAACUGUACAAACCUUGUAUUUAUAAUAUUUAACAGAUUAGCAGUCUUAAUGGUUCAAGCUGUAUAAUAUUGUGAAUGUUACAUAGAUGUAUGAUUAUUCAAAUAAAAAUUCUAACAAGG
Molecule: messenger RNA, 3523 nt
Organism: Carcharodon carcharias (great white shark)
Lineage: Eukaryota; Metazoa; Chordata; Chondrichthyes; Lamniformes; Lamnidae
Gene: pard6a
Product: par-6 family cell polarity regulator alpha
Exons: 3
Coding region: 69-1235 (388 amino acids)
Biological process (GO): regulation of cellular localization; establishment or maintenance of cell polarity; centrosome cycle
Cellular component (GO): nucleus; cell cortex; apical plasma membrane
Molecular function (GO): protein kinase C binding
Source: RefSeq, a predicted model, not a curated record